Messenger RNA from Pelmatolapia mariae (spotted tilapia), 630 nucleotides. RefSeq names its product complement C1q tumor necrosis factor-related protein 3-like. The record is from RefSeq and is a predicted model, not a curated record. The coding region runs from base 1 to 630 and encodes 209 amino acids. Gene Ontology annotation, molecular function: protein binding. The transcript has 6 exons. Lineage: Eukaryota; Metazoa; Chordata; Actinopteri; Cichliformes; Cichlidae.
AUGGCAGUCUCACUGGCUCUACAGAACGUAGAAAUCAGGACGUUAAAACAAGAGAAUCAAGAUCAGGCAGCAAAGCUGAGAGAAGUUGAUCUGCUGAAGCUGCGGUCCAAAGAACAAGCAGCAAAGCUGGAGACUGAGAUUAACCAGCUGAAGCUGCAGUCAGAAGAACAAGAAGCAAAGCUAGAGACCGAGAUCAACCAGCUGAAGCAGGAAGUACAAGUCAAACAGGUGGCUUUCUCAGCCUCUCUGGUGAAUCAAGGCCGUGAAGAAAUUGGACCAUUUAACACUAGGAUUAUUCUGAUCUUCAAACGUGUUGUCACAAACAUUGGAAAUGCCUACAACCCACACACAGGUAUUUUCACUGCACCAGUGAGAGGAGCCUACCACUUUGACUGGAAGGUAUUCGGAUAUGGAAACAUUCGUGCAGCUGCUGUGUUGUUCAGGAAUGGAGAGCACAUUUUUCUGGCAGAGGAAAAUCCAACAUCUGGUUAUGUGAGUGCAUCCGAUGGAGCCUCACUGCUUCUAGAGGUUGGAGAUCAGGUAUCUGUACGUCUCUGGACAAAUUCAAGGAUAUUUGACGAUCAAAACCAUCACACCAGUUUCAGUGGUCAUCUGAUUUUCACCAUGUGA